GCAUCAUGACGAGCGCGUCGUGCGCGCCUCGAUGCUGGGCGCGGGGUUUGUGAUUGCACCGCCCCGGGGCACGGCCAACGGCUGCUACGUCUCGAUGAUCGCGCACACCAACCCGGAAGGGUGGCUGCAUUCGCGCGCCGGCCUCUCGCUCCAAUACAUGCAAGCGUACCACGUCGAGCUACUCAACCUCCUCGUGGUUCUGCGCACGGCGUUCCACGCGCACGAGUACGUCUCGAUGAAGCGCAAGUUUAGCGCGCCGGCACCGUGCGAGCCGACGCUGCCCGAGGACAACACGCCGCUGCUGGCGCCGUUUGUGCAUAUGUCGUCGCUCUCGUAUGCGCUCGCUGAUAUGUACUGGGCCGAGCCCGAAGCCUGCAACUUUAGCGUGCGUGGCCCGCAGUACCCGAUCGACAAGGUCAAGCUUCCGUCCGAGGUGCAAGUGUUUCGGCUCGUGGGCGUCGAAGCGUACUCGUCGACGACCAAGAAGAUGCAUUCGUUUGGCCUCAAGAGCUUUCGCAGCGUUGCCCCGUCGCAGUUUUACUUUGUCAUCAAUUUCAUGUUUCCCGGUCCGCCGUUCUACAGUCUCGUGCUCUACUUUACGCCCGAAGACGAUGCGUUCCUCUCGCAAAAGGCGCCGUGGACCGAGCUUUUUGCCGACUUCUUCGACGGCGACGACAGUUCGUUCCGGUCGAAUCGGCUCAAGCUCAUUCCGCGCGUCAUCGAAGGCAACUGGGCGGUGCGCGAAGGCGUGGGCAACACGCCAACGAUCCUCGGCAACAAGGUCACGCAGCGCUACUCGCGCGGCGCCAACUUUUGUGAAAUCGACUAUGACAUUGCGAGCAGCACCGUCGCGUCCGGCCUCUGCCGACUCCUCCUCAGCUACUCGCAGGACCUCGUCAUCGACCUUGGGUUUGUGCUGGAAGGUGUGACGAUGGAAGAGCUGCCCGAGCGCCUCCUCGCAUGCGUCCGCCUGCGCAACCUCGACUUGCCGCUCAUCGCUGUGCCGUACCCGUACUAAGAAGAGUCCACUUGAGGCCGACGCGCCAGCACUUGAACACCCAAUAUAUGUAUAUAUCCCUUGAAAUUGG
Molecule: messenger RNA, 1088 nt
Organism: Saprolegnia diclina VS20
Lineage: Eukaryota; Oomycota; Saprolegniomycetes; Saprolegniales; Saprolegniaceae
Exons: 6
Coding region: 32-1018 (328 amino acids)
Source: RefSeq, a predicted model, not a curated record